AUGACCUUUAGGCCCAGGUUAAACAGGUAUAAAAUCAAUAUUUUUCUUAUACAGAGUGAUUAUACAGAAGAUGCAACUGAUACUAAGCCCGAUAGGGAUAUUGAGUUAGAGCUCUCAGCACUUGAUACUGAUGAACCUGAUGGACAAAGUGAACAAAUUGAAGAGAUUCUGGACAUACAGCUUGGUAUCAGUUCUCAAAAUGAUCAGUUGCUGAAUGGAACAGCAGUGGAAAAUGGGCAUUCAGUCCAGCAACACCAAAAGGAGCCACUUAAGCAGAAGAGACAGAGUUUAGGUGAAGACCAUGUGAUUCUGGAAGAACAAAAAGCAAUUCUGCCGGUAACUUCUUGCUUUAGCCAGAAACUCCCAGUGUCUAUUAGCAAUGCAAGUUGCCUCCCCAUCACCACAUCUGUCAGUGUUGGCAACCUCAUUCUGAAAACUCAUGUUAUGUCUGAAGAUAAAAAUGACUUUUUAAAACCUGUUGCAAAUGGGAAGAUGGUUAACAGCUGAAAGGAGAUUCAUCUUUCAAAUUUGUGACCACACCAUGGAAGCAUUUACACUAGCUUUUUAUAUAUAUAAUAUAUAUUAUAUAAUGUAUAUUUUUUUUAAAAAAAAGAUAUUACUGGGGGCAUCCAUUUCCUGUGGACUCUUUGAUACUUCAAGCCCUCUUGCAUUAGCAUUAUAAAAAAAAGAAAAUUUACUUUACUAGGGUAACAUGUUCACUUUCCAGAAAUAAUUGGAAUCUGGACAACAUUUAACUUAAGCUUCAAGCAGCUUUUUAUGAGUUUGUAGCAAUCCGGUGCAGUAACUGAGCCAUUUCCUAUUUUAAAUGGCUUCUGUAGAAAAUUAACAACUCAGUUAUUAAACUAGCAGGAUCCUACAAUGAUACAUCUAGUGAAAGUAGACUUAAUUAACUUAUUUAUUUCUAUUUUAUGUUUCACUGAGAGAAAUUUCCAUCUCAUUCCAGCUGCUUUAUUUAUCUUUUUCAUGGAACUUUGCAUGGAUUUUGUUUUCCUUUUUUUCUUUUCUUCUUUUGAAGAGUGGAGUUAGAUGUUCUUACCAUAGAAUUUUACAGGGUUAUAUACUAGCUUUCUUUACUGCAUUAUAUGUAGGAGUGUGGUGCAGUGCUUUUAUCUGUAACAUUUAAUUUUUUUUUUAAUUCUCCAUUUUUCAAGAAUAGUUUCUGCUUUGUUAAUAUUUAUACACAGGCUACUUGUUGAGUAAUUAAUUAAAAAUAUAACCAAGUGCCUAAGUCUUUCAGCUGAUAUACUAGAUAUUAAAUUCUCCUAAGUUAUGCAGAAUCGUUUUUACAAUUUUGAUAAAUUAUGCACUAAUGUAAUGGCAGUUUUUUAAAAUGCAGAUUUAAGCCUGUACAUUAUUGAAUCUGAUGACUUGGCAAAAGAAUCAGGUGCUUUCAGCUUUCUUGAGAAAACCCUGUAUGUAGCGUUUGCACUGACUAACAAGAUGGUAUUGCUGGGUUUUUAAUUUAAACUAAUUAAUUUGGAUGUUCAUUGCAUUAUCUUGGUUAAAUAUUAUUUGUUGUUAUUUCAUGUUGGGGUUUAAUUUUCCUUCUUUUUUUUUUUUUUUUUUUUCUGUUAGGUUGAUAAAACUAUGAACCAUGUAAUAGAACAGUGUGUAACAUGUAUUCAUACUUAAUGAAUAAUUUUUGCUCUGCUAAAAUGUGACUGAAAUUGUUUUGACUUGGCAUCUCAAAAUAUGCAGUAUGUUCACACAGCCAUGCCCCAAAUUUGUGGGAAGUAUUUUAUUGAAACCUAAAUUUCAGUCAACAUUGGCAACAAAAGCUGGGCAUUCUUUCCUGGUGAUCUUAUCUGUAGUUUUUUUGUUUUUUCUUUGUUACUUUAAGAUUAGUUUGACUUGUAUUAUUAUUAUUUUUUUAAUUAACUUCUGUGAAGUUGUUUACUCUGAAAAUUGUACUGGAAUAUUUUAAGCCAAGCUGAUCUUUCACCAGGUGUACUGUAUGUAAGGGCUUUUCCUGCUAGCAAGAUGCUUAAACAGGAUCAUGUUAUUGGUCGUCUGAGCUAUUUAGUUGUUUUACAAAACCACAGCAUUGUAUCAGAUAAGAUUUUGAUAAACAGUUUUGUGCACAUUUCCAGGGGCGGGAGGGUUAACAUUUCCCUGAAAUUUCUUGAUCAGAUUGAGUAAAUACUGGUGUUUGAUACCUGUCUUAAUGAACAUGCUCAUAAGGUGACUGAUAAGUUGUAAAUAUACCUGAGAAACAAAGGGGUAGUUUUGAUAUUCUGGUGUCAGUAUGGAAGAUCUUACACAUUUAUUUAAUACUCAAGUGUAUGAAGAUGUUUGUUUGUAGUGUAACAGCACAGUACCCUUGACUUAGUUUCCUUUGGUUAGUAUUGUACCUUUUUGCCAUGGCCAGUGCUCCUCAUCCUUACCAAUGCAUUUUAUUUAUUUCACUCUGUAACCUGAAAUGAAUAGGAACAAGAGUUUUAAACCAUGUUACAUUAACUUAUUUCUGACAUUAUAAAUUAGCCUAGGAUAUUGCAGGAACAUGAUUGUUAUAUAAUUUAUAUCAGAACCUUUCUAUAAAUAUGUGCUUUUUACAUUUGAAAUGCUUCCAAUGUACUUUAUUUGCUGUUUGUAAUUCCAAAAAGGAUAUGCAAACCAAUCUGUCUAUUUCAUGGAUAUUUAAUAGUGAGAUCUUCCAUGUUGAAGGUAAUGUAUUUUUUUUUAAGAUUUUAAAAUUGCUAUUUUGUUACAAAAUAGAGACCUAUUAACAGUUUGAGAGCUCCUUAUGUGCCCUCAGGGAAAGAACCCUCUGUGCAACAGAACUACACAAAACAUCUUCAGCACGUUCUGAGGGUGAAUAUAUACUACAUAAAUUGAUCUUGUGUAUUUAACCUUAUCUUUUUAAUUUUAAAAUUGAAAUUUUGAAACUUGGUUGUGCUCUGCUGGAGGGGGUUGGGAUAAACUGCUUAGGUGUUUGCCUACUUGUCCAGUGAAAUUACAUUUGCAUCAGUGUAUGUAUAUACCUGCCAACCUUAUUGGUAUGUCUCAGAAUAUUUAUAUUAAAAUAAUGCUUGUCUUGCAGCAGGUGAUCCCAUAAAACAAUGACUCUCUGUUUUUUAAAAUUUACUCUUUUUCUCACUAACAACAUAGGAAUUGUUUCUAUGGUGAGAUUAUUCUGUGUUGCAUUCUUUAUGUAGUGACCACCUCUGUUUGUCAUGGUGGAUUUAAGUAAAGUAAAGCCAUUGGAUGGUUCUCUGCUACUUUAGAAGAAAGCUGUUCAUCUGUUCCUUCUUCACAAUGGUACCUAUUGAUAUUAUAGAGGACAAUAUUACAAACUAGACCUCAACAUGACUGUUAAAAUUGGGGACAUUUCUUAUUAUUUGACCCUUCUGUCUGCAGGUUGUGAAGUAUAUGUGUGUUUAGAAUCAGGAUACAGAAUGAGAGAAGUUUGUAAUACUGGUAACUAAACUGCAUAUGUUGCCAGUGGUCUAAUCAGGAAAAAGUAGUCUGAGGUCUAGAAAGCAGGAAAGUGAUAUUUUCCUUUCCUUUCUUUCUUUUUUUGAUUUUCUAAGUCCCAUUUUUAAAUCCAUGUGCCUCAUUCAGAUACUGUGGUAGUUGUCUUUUGUGAUCUCAUUUCAUUUUAUGAAUCCAGAGAGAGUUACAUAUGCAUUCUUCUAGUUGGUACCUGAACAAAGCAGAUUGCCUUGCCUUUGCUGCCAUGACUUAUUAUUUUCAAUGCUAUGGAUAAACAGUAAUUUUCAAGAGAAGAUAAUUCAUCAGUCCAGUGGCACUGAUUUUUUUCCCCUAGGAGCCAUUACCAUAGAAAGAAAAUAAAAGAAGCCUCCAUAUUAGAACUGAAAUUUUCCAUUUGUAUGGAUCUAGUCACUUUCACUCAGAUUUUAAGUUGAUGCUAAAUAUAUAAAACACAUCCCAAUUUUAUAUUCUGCCUUAAGAAAAUUACAAUGAUGCAUAAGCAGUUUUGUAGGAAUUUAAAAUGGAACCCUUUAAACAUUUGAAAAUAUUAUUUUAAUAACCAUCUAGCUUGCUUUCUCAUUUUAGAUAUUAAAGCUCAUGUUGUCUUGUUAACAACAGUGAAAUUUAUAACAAUCAGAUUCAGCAUGUGAUUUCAACUUUGAGUAUUUCUUCCCUAGCUUCUUCAAGUCAUUUUCUAAGCAGACCAUCUCCAGUAUUUGUAACUGUCAUUAAAAGGAAAAAUUGCAUUGCAACUACGUAUUAGAUUUCCUGGAAGAAAUUUUCUUGUGUUUUAGUGAAUAAAGGGUGUUGAUGGGAUCACUUACUGUAACUCCUUCUCUUUAAGGACCCCUGUGCAAGCAGAACACAAAUGAACAUGCUCAAAGAGUAUCUCAUUUUCUGGAUAAAUUGACUAAGUUUGCUGGUAACUCCUUUAUACUAGUGGUUUCUUUGUAUCCCUUUGCUGGCAAGGGAAUACAAGGAGUCAAAGCCACGGAUCAGAACACCCCACAUUUGCGUGGAGUCUUAUUUUUACUCCAAGAGCAGUUAUUCCCCCAAAUCCAAAAUUGAAAGAUUCUUUCUUUUUUUAAAAAACAAAAUUUUAAAAUGUCCCCAAACCAGUGAAACACAGACACUGGCUGCACUUAGUACUGCCAAAAGCCAAGGUCAUUUGCACAUAUUCCAUCAACCUGUCAAGAAUUAGGCCUCACUUUAUAACCCAAGGCAUGGAAGUGCAUGCAUUCUCUUAGCUGGGCAAACAAUUAUACUGUAGUUGUGAUACAACACACGUGGCUUUUAUUUGUACUGCACAUAUCCACUGUACAGCCACUUGGGAGUAUCGUGGUUAGCUCGCAGCAACUGCUGUCUGCAUUUAUACUGUUUAUUGCAUAUUCUUUUCCCUGGAAGUGAAAGAGAAAUGUUUUUCUUGUUGCAUUGAUUACAUUUUAUAAAUUUGCUUAGCUGGAAAGUUUGGGAAAAGAGGCCUGUUUGUCAAUUGUACAACCGAUUGUGAAGCUCUAGUGUGAAUAUUUUUACGUCUGUAUUAGACAUUUUCUUUGCAAAUCUAUUGUUCGAUUGAAAUGUAAAUGAAAUUAAAGAUGGUGUACACCCAUCAUGUAAAAAGCAGGCACCAUCUCUAAGAUGGAUUUAAUGCUCAUUUUUAAGGCAUAUACUCAGCUUCUAUUUAAAACUAUAAUUUAAAAUAAUUCUGUACAAUGAAAUGGGGAAUAUAUAUGGGAAUAAAUUCUAUUCCAUUUAUUUCAAUUUGAAUUUCCAAAUUGUAAUGUUUCCCUUUGUGCUAUAGGAAUAGGAUUAAAUGGGGGAAGGCUAGGACUUAUAAGGCCUGUAUAUGGGGGGAGGGCAGAGAUGGAACAAUGAGGGUUGUGAUGAUAGUGAAUAGCAAAGAGUGAAUUCUGUGUGUUUUUGCCGUAGCACUGAAGUGAAGAGAUAUUAGCUUUGGCUGUUCACAAAAUAGAGCAUCAUGAUUUUCAGUGUUUGAGAGAAAAUUGAUGGAAAAAGUUUGCAGUACUUGACAUGUAUUUGCAUGCACAAAAUAAAAUUAUUUGUCCACCUUAAAA
Tupaia belangeri chinensis (Chinese tree shrew) is the source of this 5528-nucleotide messenger RNA. RefSeq names its product roquin-2-like. Gene Ontology annotation, biological process: nuclear-transcribed mRNA catabolic process, deadenylation-dependent decay; ubiquitin-dependent protein catabolic process; protein polyubiquitination. Gene Ontology annotation, cellular component: cytoplasmic stress granule. The transcript has 4 exons. The coding region runs from base 1 to 507 and encodes 168 amino acids. NCBI's taxonomy places the organism in Eukaryota, Metazoa, Chordata, Mammalia, Scandentia, Tupaiidae. The record is from RefSeq and is a predicted model, not a curated record. Gene Ontology annotation, molecular function: ubiquitin protein ligase activity; RNA stem-loop binding; double-stranded RNA binding.